AGUAGUAGGUUCCCGUGAUCAACUUCCAAGAAGGUUAUCAGUACACAUAAAUCGUCAUGGGCUACAAACGGGUAUAGUUACCUGCUUGUAUACAUGUACGUGACAGGUCACUCGUCUAGCCGCCAUGAUCAAAUAUUCGACUCCAGACUGUCCUGUUGUAGAGAUGUGGGACAAAUCGCGUAAUUUCUGCUAGAGGAUGGACUCGUUUGACCAGGGUGUAAAUUCAAGCGCAAAAAAGAAGCUUAGCUACAACGACAUGAAACUGUAAGUAGAUAAUAUCCCUCAUACCGACAGGAUUUUAAAAUGGCAUGGGGAAAAGAGCCACAAAUGUUCACUGGCGAUCAGUUGACAUCGUUACUCACUGAAUCGGAGACAUGCGCAGACGUCCUGGAUUUCCUAGUUACCAAAGAGAGACAGCAGACAGAGUUGACCUUGAGUCGGCCAGGACUAGCACCUGAUUACGUAAUACAAAUGGUGUUAGUCCUGCUAAAGGCCUCACAGUGCAAGACGAAUGAAGUAGGCGUCAUAGAUCUCCUCACCAUCCUGGUUGGUUCAAAGUUUUUCAUGUGCGAGCUGGUAGCUACGUCAUCAACGUUUACAUGGCAUACUGAAGGAGAAGACGCUCUCAGAUUUAUUGAUAAUUUAGUUGAAAUACUUCACCAAGUGCAUCAGCUGCUUCCGAACUUGUUCAACAACGCUUUUUCUCUGAUUAUCAUCUUAAAGAAAAAAACAGAAGACAUACUUAUGACAUCUACAGAAGAACAACGACAACGUUUUGUAAAAUUGUCAGAAAAGCUAUCAGAAAUGAGAGACAAUGUCAUGAAGGUAUUAGUGUCUUGUCCUCAAGACGAUCCUCGGUUUCCGUUUGAGAGACAAGCCCCGCCAGACGACUUCCGUAACAUCCCAAUACUACCCAGAGUUGUCGAUAUCUUUUUAAGAUCUCGCGGUUCAUUUCUACGUAAAAAUAAAUCACGUGGUGGCUACGACGACCUGAAUCAUUACUUGGACGUCCAGUUCCGCCUAUUAAGAGAAGACUGCAUCUGUCCCUUACGCGAAGGUAUCACCCAGUACGUGCAAGAGACGAGCACUGGAUGCCAUGUUCGCCAACUUCAGAACGGGAGGCUUUACAGGAAUGUAAUAGUAAAGAAACAUGGCCACUACUUGGAAGAGGAACUAUUCCAAGUUACACUUGAUAGUCAACAUGCCCAGAAAAUUAAUUGGAAGUCUUCCAAAAGACUUUUGCACGGAUCGCUUCUUUGUUUCUCGGCCGACAAUUUCCAUACAAUGGAAUUUGCUGUAGUUGAAAGCCCGGACAGACAAAUGCUCGCUGUAUCAUACAUUUUUCCUGCUAUUUUCCCCACUUUUACCGAAAUUCAACUCAAUACUAAAUAUACAAUGGUUGAAUCUUCUGCUUUCUUCGAAAGUUACCGGCACGUUCUAGAAGGUCUGCAGAGCAUAGAAAAACUCCCGUUAGAACAAUACAUCGUUGAUUGUAAAAACAGCAUGAAUCCACCUAGGUACCUACAAAAUGAUUCGUCAAAAUAUGACUUGGAGCCAAUUGCUUCUGACCGACUCCUGACAACAGCAUUAGAUACUGAAAGGAAAACAGAGAAUAAUCUCCAAGUUAGACUACAUGACCCUAUGAGCCAGUGGCCAACGGCUGAUGUUCUCCACCUCGACCAGUCCCAGUACGUAGCUUACCAUGCUGCCCUAACGCAGGAGUUUGUUCUUAUACAAGGUCCACCAGGCACUGGAAAAACACAUGUUGGCAUCCAGAUUGUAAAAACUCUCCUGCAUAACAAAAACGGAUGGAGUCAGCCUUCCAAAACAGAGGAGGCAGGUUUAUUAACUACUAGACUAUUGGGAAAAAACUCAGAUCAAAAGAAUAACCAAUUGCUUGUAGUUUGUUUCACAAACCAUGCCCUCGAUCAAUUCCUUGAAGGAAUUGUUGGUUGUUUUGAAGGCGAAAACAAGGAGCUCUUGCAAAAUGAAAUAGUGCGAGUAGGCAAUCAAUGUAAAAAUCCAACAAUCGACCCUUUUAGCCUGAAGUAUCACAAAAAAGACCUUCACUGUGACUACACUAAACUUGCAAAGCUGAAAAAGACUGCAACCCAGCUACACACUCAACUGUUAACGAUCUAUUUCAGCUUACGAAACCUGCAAACCACAAUACUGGAAUUCGAGAUACUUAGGCCUGCCAUGUCGCAAAGGCACGCGAAUGCAUUCGUCUGUGAUACACCCCAUGCAUCAUCUCAAAAACUUUACCAGUGGCUACAGGCAGGAAAAGGCCCAUGGAUAAAAAAGGCCAGCCAAGCAUACAAGAAAUCACUUAAAACAACAAAACAACCAAAGCAUGACCACGCCAAUCGACAAACUGCAGUUAAUCAGGAUUUCAUAGACACAGAAGCCGAUAAAGCUGAAGAAGAGAGGCGUAUCGACGACGACGACCUUCAUUUAGCAACCCAUGUGAAGAUUGGGCUUGAUAUCAAGGAGGAAAUUCAAAAUAUCCUGAAACCGAAACAUGAGUAUAUGCCACAAAUAGAUGACGCAUUGAAAUCAUUUUUGAAGCAGGAAGCAGACAUCACAUUGUCGAAAUUGUGUUCUGUGAAUAUGAUGAGAGCAAUGGAAGUCAAAUCACUCCGUGGUAGUCUGAACAAGCUCAAGCUAGAAAGACGAUGGAGGCUGUAUCGUUUCUGGGUUGACACAUACAAGAAAAUGCAACUUGAAAAAAUGCCGCACGUAGAAAAAGAACACUUGCAAAUUAUGAAAGAUUACAAAAAAGAGAAAAAAGAAUCAGAUGCAAGAAUCUUCAAAAAAUCAACAGUCAUUGCCAUGACGACAACAGGUGCCGCACGUUAUCAUGACAUUCUCCAAGAAAUUGGUCCAAAGAUCGUAAUUGUAGAAGAGGCUGCGGAAGUGUUAGAGGCCCACAUUGUCACCGCUCUCAAUCCAAAGUGUGAACACCUCAUUCUGAUAGGGGAUCAUAAACAACUAGAGCCGAAACCUUCAGUCAUGCAACUGGCAAUGAAAUACAACCUGUCUCUUUCAAUGUUUGAACGCAUGUUGAACAAUGGAAUUGAAAACCAUUGUCUACACCGGCAACAUAGAAUGCGACCAGAGAUAUCAACACUUGUUCGGGAUAUAUACCCUGUUUUGGAGGAUAAUGAAAAUGUUCUGGAUUAUGAGCAUAUCAAGGGAGUGAAAAAAGACGUGUUCUUCAUAAAUCACAACCGUCCUGAGGAUUACACAGAUGACAUUAAAAGCUAUUCAAACAGGCACGAGGCACAGUUUAUCUCUGAGCUGUGCAGAUAUUUGCUUAAGCAAGGAUACGAGGGCAAUCAGAUUACAGUGUUAGCUGCCUACACUGGUCAGAUGUUUUCUAUUCGUCAUUGCAUGCCAAAAGAGGAAUUCACGGGCGUCAAAACUGUUGCCAUAGACAACUUUCAGGGAGAGGAAAACGAUAUAAUUCUGCUGUCACUCGUCCGAAGCAAUAAAGAAGGAAAGAUUGGGUUUCUCUCCAGGUCGAACAGGAUAUGUGUCGCUCUCUCCCGAGCUAAGAAAGGACUGUAUGUCAUUGGAAACUUUGACAUGUUUGUUGCGUGCAGUUUACAAUGGUCACAUAUUGUAAACAAAGUCAAACAAGCAGAGCAGUUCGGUGAUCCCCUGCCUCUUUUUUGCCAAAACCGCCCACAUGAAGACGGGGUACAGGUGACAGCAUCUGCAGACUUUGCCAGAGCACCUGAUGGCGGAUGUCAGAUACCGUGUGGAUUCAUACUACCGUGUGGUCAUUCAUGUCGUCUGGCUUGCCAUCCAAUGGACAGACAACAUACCGCAUAUAAAUGCAAGGCAGUAUGUACUGAGACUUGCCCUAAUGGUCAUCCUUGUAAUAAACCAUGUCACCUCGGGAAGUUAUGCAACUGUCAAAAAAUUAUGAAGAAACCUCUUCAUUGCGGGCAUGUCACAACUGUGCGGUGUUGUGAAUUUUCGGAAGUUUGUGUUUGUUCUGUCUUUGUGAAUAAAGUUCUCCCCUGUGGUCACCAAGCUGAAAUGAAGUGCCAUGCGGAUCCAGCUAGGAACUCUUGUGAAGUUUUAGUCACAAAAAUACUCGUGGACUGCGGACACACUGCAAAAUUGCCCUGUUCGAACGUAAACUUCGACUUUAAAUGUCAACAGAAAGUGUCACUUGUUGGUGGGGCAUGUGGACACCGUUAUCAAAUUGCCUGUCACGAAGAUUCAAAAACAUAUCAACGCGAAAACUUAUGUCAGGAACUCGUAACAAAAACAUUCCUGUGCAUGCAUGUUGAGGAAGUGAUGUGUCGUGGUUCUCGGUAUGCUAACUGUAUAAAGCCCUGCACCUUCCAGUGUCAUCAUGGGCACUCUUGCAGCAAACUGUGUCACUUUCAAACUCCCUGUAAGUGUGAAUUUCUAGUUGAGAAGAUAUUGCCGAAAUGUGGUCAUCAAUUGCUGAUAGAAUGCCACUCAGAAGACGACCCGGCGUGGUUGCAAGUACCCUGUGAAGAAAUUGUUUCUAAAGUAAUCCCUCUUUGUGGUCAUUCACAAAACAUGAAAUGCAAAGAAUCCCCUCAGACGCAACAAUGUCAGGAAAUUGUUCCCAAAAAACACCCUCUGUGUGGUCACAUGAUUGCGAUGAUGUGCUCAUUGACCCCCUCACGCUCCAUGCUAUGCAAAACUAUCGUGCACAAGACACUCGUCUGUGGACACAAACAAGAUCAAGAGUGUUCAGCAAGAAACGUUACGUGUACUGUGAAUGUAUUAAAGACCAUUCCAUGUGGCCAUCAACAGCUUGUCCCUUGCAACAAAAUGGACGCCCCAGUAACUUGCAUGAAGAGGAUAACAAAGAAGUUUCAGAAAUGUGGACAUGUAACAGAAAUGUUCUGUUGGGCAUCAGCACUAUAUCUGCAUUGUCUCCAGACGCUUACUUUAACAAAAUGUGGACAUCAAAAGACGGUUUCUUGUGAGGAAAAUAUGCAUGGAGUUGAAAUGGAAAAAGCUGAAAGAUUAUACAAAUGUAAGCUGACAUGUUUUACCGAAGUGACAUUGCAUUUUGCGUGUGGCCAUUCUGAAACGACUCAGUGUCAUUUGUCCGAGACUGUGCGGCAAUGUUCAAAAGGAUGCUGUCCUCACAUCUUAUCAUGUGGACACCACUGUACUGGAAAAGACGACGACUGUUCAAAGAAACUUUUCCACGCAUAUUGCACACAACCAUGCAACAAACUUCUCGUGUGCGGCCAUCAUUGCAAGAGUGCAACAUGCGGAUUGUGUUCCAUUUGCUCCAACGAAUGUGAGAGAUACUGUCCGCAUCGCAAAUGUGAACAUCCGUGCUCACAAGACUGUCCGCCCUGCAAAGAGACGUGCUCUCUACAGUGUCCUCAUCACAACUGUUCUCGCUUAUGUCACGAGGAAUGUAACAGGCCUCCGUGUAAUCUUCGGUGCCCACUUAUGUUGAAAUGUUCGCAUCCGUGCAUGGGUUACUGUGGCGAACCUUGUCCGAGACUCUGCAUUGUAUGUGAGCCUGACAGACGAAAUGAGUUCACUCAGACAUGCAACGAGGACAUACGUCUGGUACGACUUUUAGACUGUGGCCAUGAGCAUGAUGCUUCGUUGUUAGAUAAACUGUUAAAGGAAGAUACCGAAAAUGGUUUCAGUGUUUUGCGAUGUCCAUCUUGCGACAAAGUUAUGCAUUGGCAUCCGAGAUAUAGUCAUCAGCUGAAACAGCAAUGGCAUGCCAUAGACGCUGUCAAAAAGAUUCUGUUAUCAUGUUUAAAAGGCUGUACAAAACAGCAACGAUUCCCAAUGGUAGCAGGGGGAGUCUCAGAUAUCCGAACAUACUUACGGAGGCUGAGUACUUUCUUGUACCUCAACGAAAAUCUCAACACAGACAAAAAUCAUCAUAUUAAAUGGCAGGAAUGGCUAAGGUACACAAUACAAAGUUUGUCGGCGUUUCUGGAUGACCUUCCCAUUGCUACACGAUCCAGUGUGUUUGCUACCUUUAAUGAAAGAUUGCGGAAGUUAACUGCUGUUCAGUUGUUGAUACACAUGUACUCAAAAGGCAAUGAGUCUGAUGACAGUGAUGGAUCGGACGACGAUUCUGAUGAUGAUGCUGCAGAUGGUGAGCAUCAAAACGAUGAUGAUGAUGAUGAUGAUGAUGAUGAUGAUGACGACGACCACGACAUUGCCGACGAUAACGUCCAAAUCGAAGGCGAAAAUGGUGAUAAAAGGAUUAAACAUUCACUUAAAAAACAACACAUGAACCACAAAACCAGCAUUGCAACCGAAGCAAUAACAACAGAACUCCAGACGCAGACGGAAGUGGAGAUUUUUGUUAUAACAAAACAGACAUUCACGCAAAGUGAUCUAUCGAAAUUCCGUGAACUUCUGUUGCCGUUCCUUACGGACUCAUCCGAGGCCAUCCAGUCGCUUGACUGUCCGGAGCUGCGAGGUGUCAGCAUACAUUUGGACGACUGGACACGCUGCAUUAAAGGUCAUGUCCGACCUUCAUCCUAUGCAGGAGAUAAUUGUCUGGGAUGUUCAUCUGGGACCAAAUGGACUGUUGAGAUGCUUCACCUUAUGAAAGAAAUACGCAACCAGAUUGCAUCAAAGAAAGUGAAAGACAAAGAUGGUAACACACGAAGUCGACAAGAGAGUAGACAGCAAUUAGAACAAAGUACCGGGCUGGAGCCAUAUGUAGCUACCUUGGGUGAGUUUACUGCAGGACCAGAUGAACCACAAAGUCAAUUUAUGUCGCAAUUUGGUGAUAAAAGGCGAACAGUGAAAAACAGAUACUUGGGGACAGAAGAUGAUGACCUUUGGGAAACCAAAAAUAAUUUGGGGACAGGAGAUUUCGACCUCAGGGAAACCGAAGGGAACUGGGGGACAGGAGAUGUUGGAACUCGGGUAGCCGACAGAAACUGGCGGACAGGAAAGGUUGAGCCUAGGGCAACCGACAUAAACUGGAGGACAGGAAAAGCUGAGCCUAGGGCAACCGAAAGGAACUGGAGGAAAGGAAAAGCAGAGCCUAGGGCAACCGAAAGAAACUGGAGGACAGGAAAAGCUGAGCCUCGGGUUACCGAAGGAAACUGGCGACCAGGAAAAGCUGAACCUCGGGUUACCGAAGGAAAUUGAAGGUCAUAAAACUUUGAGCCUCGGGCUACCGAAGAAAGUAGAGAAAAUUGAUAGGGGCGGCGAAAAGAAUGACCACGUCGAUGUACCAGAGGAAACGUUUGUUAUUAGGAUUUUUGGCUUUCCAAGAAGUAGUAAACAGGCUAUUUCUGUAUUAGAGAAACAUAGUGUUACAUUCAUUUUUAGUCUUGACAUAAAAUCCUUUAUACGAAAACUUUUAUUUUGUAUAUAUUUUGAAAGCAUAUGCUGUACCUUUAGUAGGUGUUGUUGCUUAUUAUUGGGUAAGUUGUUUUAUUUCAUCUCUACUGAUUUGUAAAAAUAAUAACUUGAAAUUGCCUUUUAUUGUUUUGGUCAUUUUCAACUUCGCUGUAAGAAGUUGUUUCUUCUCAUUUUUAUCAUUAUUAAUACAAAUGGCAAAUAGAGACAUAGCCAAGGAUAUCAUGAGCCAUGCUUUAUCCAGAUUGUGUGUAUGUUGCGAAUUUGUUACUGUAUACCUUGGUUUUUUCAAUAGAUUUGAAAACCAUUUUUGUAAACAAAAAACAGCAUAAAGGGUUAAAGGUUCAUAUCCUUAUGCAAAAGAUUUUCAGUUAGUGAAUUAUUAUUUCACGUUCUACUGUUACACAGUUCUUUAUAUAGGUGGCAUGCCUGUAAUAUUGGUUCAUGUAACCAGUUUGGAAUAUUCAUAUUUUAAUUAUUAAGUUUUACUUGUAUGAAUUUAAUACCCUCCAUUAUACUAUAUAGAAGUAGUACAUUCCCAUGUUUCCUGCAUAAAAUUUAUAAUAUCACUGAUCAGGAACUAUUUGUUUCCUAGUUGAUGUGUUGAAGCCCAUUAUCUUGUAAGUGCUGUAAAUGAGAAUUAUUCGUAAGGCGACUCUUUUACUGAUCGCGGGCGUUUUCAAGUUGGAAAUGGUUCUUUAAUCUUUAUAUUUAUAUAUAUAUUUAUCUUUAAUCUACAUAUAUCUACUCGCAAGUGGAUAUUUUCGUGCUAGCGUACUCCACGAAAAAAUAAACGCGAGUAUUUCCAUAGCACGCAAAUCGCCACUUUAACAGAAUAUUGUAUUUGAAAGAAAAAAAAAAUCAUUUUUUGCUUUACGAUCUUCAAUCAGUUAUUAGUUGCAUGUUAUUUUCUUAUGAUAAUGAAACAACCUUGUUUUGUUUGAUUUUGUUUUCUUAUGUAAUUUAAAUCAAAAUGUUACUUUAUUCAAUUAUUUCAAAUACAGGACAAAUCACAUAAUGGCUAGCACAAACAUAGAAAUUAUAAGUGUUUUAUGGUCAAUCGUUGAUAACUGUCCUUUUAACUGUUUUCUAUUGAAAGUCAAAUUUAUUUUAUGAGCAAGAGAAAAUAUUACGAUCGCGAUUUAUAAUAGCAUUGAUAUUAUUUUAUUGCAAUUAUUGAGGAGGACGUUUAGCUAACAAAAUCGAUUAAAAAGGCGACAGAAAGACGAAACUAGAAAUUUCCAAAUUCAUCAUUCUUCGGUUUAUUUGCAAAGAAAUAUUUUGGAAAAUCUCUGAGAAUCCAUUAUUAGUUCGUUCAGUUACUUUGGUAAAAAUAACAUUAAUUUGACAUGUUUAUUAACACUGACCAUUUGUUUAUAGGCGUUGGUAAACUUUCUACAUA
This is a messenger RNA of Mizuhopecten yessoensis (Yesso scallop), 8758 nucleotides long. Its product is annotated as NFX1-type zinc finger-containing protein 1-like. Gene Ontology annotation, biological process: regulatory ncRNA-mediated heterochromatin formation. Gene Ontology annotation, molecular function: helicase activity; zinc ion binding. Bases 304 to 7143 code for a protein of 2279 amino acids. Lineage: Eukaryota; Metazoa; Mollusca; Bivalvia; Pectinida; Pectinidae. Gene Ontology annotation, cellular component: nuclear RNA-directed RNA polymerase complex; nucleus. The record is from RefSeq and is a predicted model, not a curated record. The transcript has 5 exons.